Messenger RNA from Tinamus guttatus (white-throated tinamou), 1335 nucleotides. The record is from RefSeq and is a predicted model, not a curated record. Lineage: Eukaryota; Metazoa; Chordata; Aves; Tinamiformes; Tinamidae.
AUGGCCGGAGCUUCGUCCACUGCCUUCUGCACCUACCGUGAAGACAACGGACACAAAUCAAUGAGAAAAGCUUCAGGGCAGGACGCUGCCAGCCCUCCACAAAUGCUCUCCGUGAGUGAAGUCCUGGAAACAGCUCACGAGAUUUCCAAGCUGACCAUCGCCCACGAAAUGGUGCUCAACCAGGACUUCAAACUGCAAGCCGUCACCUUCGCCCCAAACAGCCUGGAAAACAGAGUAAAGGAAGCACUGCACAGAGCCUUCUGGGACAGGCUGAAGGAGCAGCUCUCUGCUAGCCCCCCGGACUACACCCAGGCAAUCCAGCUGCUGCAGGAGAUAAAGGAGGCUCUGCUGUCGCUGCUGCUGCCCCGGCACGACCGCCUGCGCAGGCAGAUUGAGGAAGCUCUGGACCUGGAGCUGCUCCGGCAGGAGGCCGAGCACGGCGCCCUGGACGUGGGCAGCGUCGCCGCGCGCGUGCUGGACACCAUGGCCGCGCUGUGCGCGCCCGCGCGCGACGAGGACGUGCGGGCGCUGCGGAGCCUCGCGGAUCCCGUGCAGCUGCUGAGGGAGAUUUUCCGGGUGUUGGACCUCAUGAAGAUGGAUAUGUUGAAUUUUACCAUCCAAAGCCUCCGUCCCCACUUGCAGGAGCACUCCGUCCAGUACGAGCGGAAGAAAUUCCAGGAGCUCUUAGAUAAGCUGCCUAGAUCCAUAGCCACGUCGUGCCCGCUCAGCGUCGCUUCCAGGCAUCCCCUUGUGUUGCAGACACUCUUUAUGGACCAGGCCCGACUGCAGCAAGUCCGGUCGCAGGUGAAUCAGCUUGUCCUCAUAGCUGCAGUCCUGCUAGUGACCAGUGGCAUGUGUGGAAGCACCUUGUUUGGCUCACCUGGGUUUGUAGCUAGGCUGAAACGGGUAACAAAGGUCCUCUUGGAAGGGCUCUCUUGUACCAGGUGUGAAGAGGCUUUGCAAGACGUCGGCGAUCAGGUGCUCCAGGAGGUCGGCAGGACCCUGUCCCAGCUGGGUUAUCCCCCUUUCAGCAAAGACAAAUGCACUUCCCUGAAGGGCCAGAUAAGGAGCCUCGCGGACAAGGACAACGCGGUGCGGAGAGUCGUCGAGCAGCGGAUUCAUUCAUUCCUCAGCCUCUUCGUUUCCCCUAACGGCCAGAGCUCCCCCAAGGACCUCCCAAAGGGCCUCGAUGCCGUUCAAGAAGAGUUGCUGGCCCUUGGGCGCAGGUUUGGCAGUGUGAUCCACCACAACAGGCAGGUGUUUGCACCCUACUACUCGGAAAUUCUCCGGAAAGUGCUUGAGCCGGAGCCAGACGCAGGAGCAGACUCUCUGUGA